UCAGGAUUCAGAUUUGCGUUGUUCAUUCUGCAAUAUAUCGUUUACUGACAUUGUCAUACAGCGUUUACACAUGUCAACUCACGAUGAUGAUGAAAGUAAACUUUGUACUCUCUGUAAAACUAUCUUCCGAGACGAGAAAGACUUUGCUCGCCAUUUUUAUACUUUGGAUUAUCACCAUUGAAAUUCAUUUAUAGAAACAGAAAAUCAUGGGCGACAAUUUAAUACAUAUGAUAAAUCCUGUUGACAGGACAAAUCAUGUGGGGCCAUUCAUUAUUCCUGGAGUCAUACACACUUAUCAAGACAUUUCUCCUCUUUCUAUUGACAAUGAUCUGUUCGAAAUUGAGGAUAUGUUUGAAGAUGCAAUAGAAGUUGUAGAAAUGAAUGAACAGGAGGAGGAUAUUUUACAAAAAGCUUUGACUGAAGCUGGUUUGCCAAUGGAUUGGAAUGAUUUUUUAGAUACUUUUGAUUUUACGGGUGAGAUGUUUCUGGGGGAAAUUGUGAGUUGUGAGUGGGAAACUGUAGGAUGUGAAGACUUUUCACCAGUAAUAGUGAAUGCCCCACUUUCAUCAAUUGUUGAAGAUAGAACCACAUUUCACUUUGGGACUGUGGUUCGGUAUUCACGGUUUAUGAAUAUGUGGGUUUGUGCACAGUGUGAGAUCAUUUUUCUUGAUUCUACUUUAUAUUAUAUCCACAAAAGUCAUCACAUUGUUGGAAGAAGUUUUUGUGCGUCGUGUGGGACAAGUUUCGAAACAAAUUAUUCACUGGCUUUGCAUCUAAUGAAUCAUUUCUAAUUAUAAUGAGAGAUUUAGCUUCAAUGAAUAGGUUUUCACUUAUUUCUUUAUGUAAGGCUGAGAGGUAUGUAUCAUACUUUUGUCAUACUACUACUACCAUUGCUUGUGUUUAUC
This is a messenger RNA of Owenia fusiformis, 905 nucleotides long. The record is from the annotation of a GenBank genome assembly. NCBI's taxonomy places the organism in Eukaryota, Metazoa, Annelida, Polychaeta, Sabellida, Oweniidae.